This is a messenger RNA of Macrosiphum euphorbiae (potato aphid), 306 nucleotides long. Lineage: Eukaryota; Metazoa; Arthropoda; Insecta; Hemiptera; Aphididae. The record is from the annotation of a GenBank genome assembly.
AUGAUACAAACCGAAAGAAUGAAACAAGUUUUAGAAAAUCGACAAAAUAUUAAACCCAUCAUUGAAGCCAUAAUGUUGUGUGGGCGUCAAAAUAUGCCUUUAAGAGGACACAUUGACUGGGGACGCUUACAUGUUGAUGAUAAUCUACAAAAUAAUCAAGGCAAUUUUCGUGAAAUUAUUCGUUAUCGAGCACAGGGAGACGAUGUAUUAAGGUCAAUUCUAGAAAGUGAAAGAAAAGUUAAAUAUUUAAGUAACACGAGCCAAAACGCUAUCAUAGAUUCUUGUAACUCAGUUUUACUCAGUUAA